AAAAAACAUUAUUGAAAUGUCAAAAAGUAAAAGAAAUCAACUUACAGUUUCAGGUUAUAAAAUUAUCUUCUAAUUUAAUGUAUUAUCGCAAUUAUUUGAUAUAAAAUCCUCAACUUUUCUUGACUUACAAAAUGUCUACACGUUGGUAUCCUAUUUAUCAAAGGGGCAAUCCACAGCUGAGAGUUUUUCUCCCUAAUUUCUGGAUGAAAAUUGUGCACCCACAGAAAAAACAAUUACCAAACAUUGUUCAAUUCCAUUGCUCCAUGGAAAUGACAAAAUUUGACAUAAAAAAUUACUUGGAAAAAAUAUAUCACAUCCCUGUAGUUGAUGUAAGAACUAAAAUAGCUAUAGGGAAAUUCCGACGAGAUGUCGGUAAAGGAUACGUAAUCAAAGACGAUGAUUUUAAAACAGCUUAUGUUACGUUGCCAAAAGAUAUGAAAUUUGAAUAUCCAGAUAUAUUUGCGAAUAAAAAGGAUGAUGCGGAAGAGGAACAAAAAGCAUUGGGUGAUGCAAAGAAAAAUUUCCAAAACUAUAUAGAUCGCAAUAAACACAGGACAGAUGUUCCCAGCUGGUUCACUAUAUGAACAAAUAAUUGUAUUUAAGUUAGUGUUCUGUUAAUGUAGAUGUAAUUAGCAUGUAAUAAAUAUUUUCUUGAUUGUUUUACCAAAA
Spodoptera litura is the source of this 669-nucleotide messenger RNA. It is a transcript of the gene mRpL23, whose product is annotated as mitochondrial ribosomal protein L23. The record is from RefSeq and is a predicted model, not a curated record. Gene Ontology annotation, cellular component: mitochondrial large ribosomal subunit; ribosome. Gene Ontology annotation, biological process: mitochondrial translation. Gene Ontology annotation, molecular function: structural constituent of ribosome. Lineage: Eukaryota; Metazoa; Arthropoda; Insecta; Lepidoptera; Noctuidae.